Messenger RNA from Coprinopsis cinerea okayama7#130, 2954 nucleotides. Its product is annotated as RHEB. The record is from RefSeq and is a predicted model, not a curated record. The transcript is spliced from 14 exons. Gene Ontology annotation, cellular component: cytoplasm; plasma membrane. Lineage: Eukaryota; Fungi; Basidiomycota; Agaricomycetes; Agaricales; Psathyrellaceae. Gene Ontology annotation, molecular function: GDP binding; GTPase activity; GTP binding. Gene Ontology annotation, biological process: small GTPase-mediated signal transduction. Bases 1 to 2661 code for a protein of 886 amino acids.
AUGGCUACGUGGGCUGGCGAGGUUAUCUCGUCGAGGGAUAAAUCCACGAUUGCAGAAGAGUUUCAAGAGCUGGAGAAGGAUAUUGAGCUGAGGAAGGAUGGCGCGAAUAAACUGCAUAUUGCGGCGGAGGCGUAUCAUCAUGCCUUGUCGAAGAAGACGUUGAACGAGGCGCUGGGCGACUCGGAUAAGCUGCUUCCGAUUGACGCACUUGGUAUUGUCAUGCUUGUGCACGGAGAACAAUUCCCGGAGGACUCAGACUUUGGAACGUCACUCGUCAAGUUUGGUCGAGCACAUUGUAAAGCCGCAACCCUGCAAGAGGCGUAUGCGUUAACGUUCAAAGACACAUUUAUCACUGCGAUUGAGAGGUUCAAAGAGGAGGUCAAAGAGUACGAAUCCCUUCGUAAGAAAUUGGAGAGCCGCAAGUCUGCAUUGGACAGUGCUAACACCCGCUACGAGAAGAGCCGGAACUCCAAGAAAGACAAAGACAGGCAAGAAGCGGAAGAAGAGCUAGACAGAGCUCAACAAAGAUACGAUGAAACGGCGGAAGACAUGCGUGCGCAUAUGCACGCCAUCCAAGAGCUCGAAAUCACCCAGCAGCGCGAGCUUACGCACUUCUUAGACAUAGAGAUCAAUUACGUCCAGCAAUAUCUGGACGUGUUAAAGGAAGUGCGAGACGAUUGGCCGGAUAGAAAUGCUGGCCAGGGAAGGAAACCUCAGAGGAACAGCGUGUCGUCUCGGUCCCGGCCAUUAAUGGCCCCUCCUAUCGUGCCCUCUGCCUCCCAGACAACUGUGAGGCCCGGUGCGGAUCUUUCAUCAGACGAAGAAACCGAAGAUAGAAGGAAUGGUUCCCGUUUCAUCAAGCAUAGGAAAUCGUUUUCGGUGGGCAGCAAGCCACCAUCAAGGCCACCAUCUCGACCUUCCUCCCGACUAUCGAGGAAGAGGACCAAUUCCAAUGGACGCUCCAAGAGCAGAGACAGGAAGGAACCGCCCGAGGACGAGGAGAAGGAAGCGACUGAACGGCCUCGUCGGUUCAGUGUGGCUGGCUGGGCCUCGAAUGCCGUCGAAACCAUUACUGCGAAGGGGACAAAGGUCAAGGACAAAGACUCGUUCGCUACUCUGGAUGACGAGCAGGAAACCAACGACGAUGAACCCAGUAACGGAUCUCACAGGAAAUCGGGCAGUUUCUCCCUCAGUCGAAGGCUGUCUCGGAAGAAGAAAUCCAAGGAGAGCGUUGGAACGACAUCUCCCGUUGUCCCUCCCCGGAUUCUGAAGCCGCUGUCGCUACGUGAGACCAAGGUGGUCUACGCUGUGUACGACUUCAAUGGAUCCGUGGACGAGCUCAGCUUCAAGGCUGGAACUGAUAUUACUGUUCUCAAUGAAGUCGUUGACGGAUGGUGGAUGGGAGAGAUUAACGGGAAGAAGGGUUUGUUCCCGACAUCCCAUGUAUCCAGUUCCCCACCCAAGCCUUCGCUUCCUCCUCGACCCUCGCGGAAUGGACCUCCCAGUGCAGGCCACCUUCUCUCCCCUGUCCCCCAUUCCGCCGGUCUCGAUGGCGGAUACAUCACGAGCGAUGCGGAUGACGAUUUCGGCUACCACCAGCCCAUGUCGCACAACCGCAGCCCUAUCUAUAACGCUUUUAACGAUGUCUACAGUAUGACCAGCGGUGAUGAGGAGGGAUCGCCUACUAUUCCUCAGCGUCAGCGACGGUUCUCGGAUGACUUUGAUCUACCGCCCAACAAUGUGACGACGACGCCCAAGAUGAGGAGUGUGCUACUCAGCGGUGGCGAUUCCGCUAACCAGCCGUUGAUUAGUAGGACGACGAGCGAUGGGCCUUUGCAGACGCAGAGUAGUCCGACGAAGAAAGCGCCGCCUCCACCACCGCCUAGGAGAAUGACCGCUACUGCGCCACCUGGUGCAAGCCCUGCGAUCCCUGAACGUCGACUUGGGCCUGCUGUUCCUCCGCGCCCGAGAGGAAACAGUCUGGCUGCGUCCAAUGCCCACCUGGCGUCGUCCUCCAAUGAAUCGAUGUCGGUUGGUUCGGUUGGGUGUGGACAGUUCAGGCAGAACCCGUUCCAGCCUCAGGGAAUGUGUAACAUGUCGAAUGCUUUGAAGAAGAGAAAGAUUGCUGUCUUGGGCUCUAGGUCCGUCGGCAAGUCGUCGUUGGUGAAGCAGUUCAUCGAGAAUCAUUUUAUUGAUUCGUAUUAUCCAACGAUUGAAUCUACGUUUGCGAAGAGCGUGGUUUACAACGGCGUCGAGUAUGAUUGUCACAUCAUUGACACGGCAGGACAGGACGAAUACUCGCCUAUAAACGCCCAAUACGCUAUUGGGAUUCACGGCUAUGUCCUCGUCUACUCGAUCACCUCCCGGAAUUCAUUCAACAUGAUCCAAAUCGUCUACGACAAGAUCAUCGAUUUCUGCGGUGUGACGGAUAUUCCGUGUGUUAUUGUGGGCUCGAAAUGCGAUUUGGCGCAGAGUAGUCGCCAAGUUGAUAUCGCGGAAGGCGAGAGGCUCGCGAAACAUAACAACUGCGCGUUUGUGGAGACUAGUGCGAAGCAUGGGAUCAACGUCAGCAAGGUUUUCGAGUUGUGUUUGCAGGAAAUCGAGAAGAGGACAGCUCCGAACCAGGCUGAGCCUGCUGCCAAGCCGUGUAAUAUCAUGUAGAACACCCUCGAUCACCAAGAACUCUAUGUUGGUCUGUGGAUGUGCAACCAUCCUAGUCGCGACCUCCAGAAGAGCUUUCUCAUCCGACACCCACCCAUGAUCGCAUGGCCGAUCCUCCUGCUCCUAUCUCGUUGCUCUGUUCCCCGAUCUACCACUACCGCCUCCUUCCUCUCGUCGUCCUCCUUGUUCUCGAUUUUCUUGAAUCUCGUAUCGCGUUCCGAUCCUCCUUUAUCCCAGUUUUCUAUCUUUAUUUUAAGUAUUCCGUGACGAUAGAGCCCUCCUGAUGAUGUCGC